Molecule: messenger RNA, 1527 nt
Organism: Aspergillus alliaceus
Lineage: Eukaryota; Fungi; Ascomycota; Eurotiomycetes; Eurotiales; Aspergillaceae
Product: sugar transporter family protein
Exons: 3
Coding region: 1-1527 (508 amino acids)
Biological process (GO): plasma membrane lactate transport
Cellular component (GO): plasma membrane
Molecular function (GO): secondary active monocarboxylate transmembrane transporter activity
Source: RefSeq, a predicted model, not a curated record
AUGGAGGCAGAGGCUCAUGAAAAGCGCCCCGGUGGUAAUCACACCCCAUCUUCAGAUGACAAUGAGAUGGAACACAUGAGUGUAAUGAGAUACUUCUGGACUAGGCUGCCGACGCUGGUGCCACCGAUGAAUCCCGCUCCCAAUCCGUUCAAGGCACUUACUCUUCUCAAUACACAGCAAUGGCUUUUCUUUUCGGUCGCAUUUCUAGGCUGGACUUGGGAUGCAUUUGACUUUUUCACCGUUUCCCUAACGACGUCCCAAUUGGCAGAGGAAUUCAAUAAAAAGGUUUCCGACAUCACCUGGGGGAUUACUCUCGUGCUCAUGCUUCGAUCCGUAGGGGCCAUCAUCUUCGGAAUUGCCUCCGAUCGCUGGGGUCGGAAAUGGCCCUUUGUCAUCAACAACCUCCUUUUCAUUGUGUUAGAGCUGGGUACUGGUUUCUGUCAGACUUAUCAGCAGUUCUUGGCCUGCCGCGCCCUCUUUGGCAUUGCUAUGGGCGGCCUCUAUGGAAAUGCAGCGGCAACGGCGCUCGAGGAUUGUCCCAUGGAAGCGAGAGGCAUCGUGUCCGGUUUGCUGCAGCAAGGGUAUGCAUUUGGUUACCUGCUGGCCACUGCACUUGCGCGGGGGCUGGUUGACACCACGUCUCACGGGUGGAGACCGCUGUACUGGUUCGGCGCCUGCCCCCCCAUCUUGAUUAUUCUCUUCCGACUGUGUCUCCCGGAAACUCAGACAUUCCGCCAGCGGCAGGCCACCCGAGAAGACGUUCGUGGUGGAGUUACAUCGUCCUUUCUCUCAGAAGGCAAAAUGGCUUUGAAACGGCAUUGGAUGCUCCUCAUUUACCUCGUUUUGCUGAUGGCGGGCUUCAACUUCAUGUCCCACGGAUCCCAAGACCUAUAUCCGACCCUUUUGAAAAGCGAAUUUUCCUUCUCUGCGAACGCAGUCACCGUUACCCAAGUGGUCGCCAACCUCGGAGCUCUCACCGGCGGGACGCUGUGCGGCUGGGCGAGUCAGAUAUUUGGACGUCGGUUCUCUAUCAUUGUCAUCAGUAUCAUUGGCGGUGCGCUCCUCUACCCCUAUACCUUUGUCACCUCGACCAACGUCAUGGCCGCGGCGUUCUUUGAGCAAUUCUGCGUGCAGGGUGCGUGGGGAGUGAUUCCCAUCCAUCUCAUGGAGCUCUCACCAGGUGCGAUUCGCACCUUCACGGUGGGAACGGCCUACCAAUUGGGGAACCUCGUCUCGUCGGCCAGUUCCACGAUUGAAUCCACGAUUGGCGAGCGUUUCCCCCUGCCACCCACGGAGACGGAAAAACAUCGAUACGAAUACGGGAAAGUCAUCUGUAUCUUCAUGGGCUGUGUGUACGGCUACACGAUCCUGGUGACAUUCUUGGGACCGGAACGACUCGGCCGCAAAUUCGAUGUUGCGCAUGAUGCUGAUAUGGCGACGGUAGCCGCGCAUCGUGGAACCAGUAAGGUGGGGGAAGGGGCCGAGAGCGAUGUGGAGAAGGCUACCGUCACCCGGCUUGAAGGAUAG